AUGAACCCCGGCGACAGCCGUGGUAUUCACCCAGAGGAACUGUUCUUGAACAACUCCUCUAGGCCUACCGGUACUUCUCCAGUCGAACCUUUGCGAAUUAACAAGAGAUCAUCGAGCUCUCCUGAUUCAAACUCAAGUCCAACAAACGCUCGUUUGCCUUAUCCUGAUGACCGGCCUCGUCCUCAAAUGCGCAGCUCUGGUCCCAACGAUGAACGUCCCGCUGACACCCACAGAUAUGGGUCUCCACCGGCUGGCCCCAGUGCUGUGAGCCCCGCCGAGUAUCCUUCAGCCCUAAGGCCGCGGGAGGGUCGCGAGCCUCGAGUCGCUACGUUGGCAGAGCGCCGUGGUGCUGCACCCAAGCCCCUACCAGAGUCUCCCGCAGAUGCACCGGACCUCGCCGCCAGGCCGUGGCCUCGUCCUACGAUACCUCCGACGGGACAGGGAAAUCCAGAUGCGCAAUAUCAAUAUCGCCAACAAUACUAUCCGCCUCCUCAGGGUUCGACUCCAAGACCCGCGGCCAAUCUUCAAGUUCCACAGUCUUCUUCUGGUGGUAUCAAUCGCAUCAGCUCAACUGCUUCUACUUCUACUACCCGUGCUCAGCGCGGAUCUCCCCCACCACCGGAAACCCCUAUCGCGGGACCUGGUCAGCAACCUGGUUCUGAUAUCGAGGCUCGUUAUGCCGCGGCGGGUAUCGCUGGCACGGGUACUCUUACUAGUCUUCAGGCAACCAGUCUGGCGGCGCAGAGACGCGCAGAACCGUACUCUGGACAGCAACCGACCUAUCAGCAAGGCUCGGUGCCACGGCCAUGGACACCGACUGAACUUCCAGGGACCCAACCACAUGGUCCCCCCACCGUGUAUCAGGGUGCGGAAGAAGUCGUAACGGCAGAUCAACAGGCGCCGGCUCAUCCGCUUCAAUAUAGCAGCCCUCCACCGCAACAUCUGGCCCAACCCCAGUUGCAGCCACAGCAAGCUCAGCAGGACAUAUCUCUGCAGCAUCAUGCAUCUAGACCCCCAAGUAAUACACUGGAACAUGACAUGGAUCGGAUGCGCCUCGCCGAUGAACCUCCUCCGGCCUAUUCAAGUGUCUCUGGGCCUGCUGCCGCCAACGGAUAUCCGAUUGAGAAGCCCGGUGCUGGCGCCGGUACCCCUACUUCUGCCGCUGCCAUCGGUGGAGCCGCUAGUGCUGUUGCUGGACAACAUCCAGCAACAAACAAUCAGUCUCACCCAGCUGUUGUCUCUGGUGCUUCCCCGGUCUCGUCAAUCUCUUCACAUGAACACCCUGCGUUUGCCAAUGACCCUCGCCAGCAACAGAGUAUGGGACAGUCACCGCAGAGUACAGUUGCCAACGAUCAUCCUAUAUUCCAACAAACUGUGCAGGUAAAUUCACCUGCACCUUCUGGACCUUCUGGACCCACGCCAUCAUCACCUCCUCCCCUUCCUGAAGGCUGGAUUGCACACAUGGAUCCAAAUUCGGGCCAAUAUUACUACAUCCAUCUACCCUCUCAGUCGACUCAGUGGGAGUUCCCCAAGGGUCCUACGCCACUGAAUCUGAAUGAAACGCCCCUGUCUCCUAUCGGUAGUGUUUAUAGCAGCCAUCCUCUGACAUCUCCCGGGUUUUCAGCCUUUGGUAAGUCCAUGGCGUCUCCAGGUAUCCCACUUACCCCAGGCUUUGAGAGUCUCCAGUCUCCCAUGAUGGGGGGCUUUUCGGGACCUCCGCCCAGCAGUGGGAUGGACCUCUACAAAACUGCACCGACAAACGGUGUGUACUUUGGCCCAUACCUAAGAUAUACAAACAUGGAUCUCGAACGCGGACUAUGGCUGGGCUCUAUUCUUCUGGUGACAGACGCCGCACAACCACCUACAAUCCACCUCCACCAGAGUGUCGAUUUGUCGCCUAAUCCGAGACAGCUCAAAGCAACAAAUAUUGCAGCCCAUCAACGGUGGACCUUUUACAGGUACGAGGUUUCUUUGCAGAUGGAUGAUGCUGGUCCUGCCAAAUGGACUUAUGCUAUUACCUCGCACCUCGGCUGUACUCGCUAUGAGUUUCUUGUUGCAGGACGGCGUGAGACGAAUUGGCGAUUUAUUGCAACAUCUGGCAAUGAUUUCUCUAUCAAUGUCAACGCUAACGAGCGUGCACGUCUCGGCGGUGUGGGUCUUAUGUGGAAGGAUAUCAUGCAGAAACACAAUGAGAUUGGAGGAUUCCACGCGCAACUCUGUCUCGGAGGCCAAAUCUACGCUGAUCGAAUGUGGAAGGAAAUUGCUUGUCUCAAACAGUGGCUGGCUAUCAGUGGGAAAGAAGCUAGGAAAAAUGCUCCCUGGACCGCUGCAAAUCAACAGGAUGUCUCCCAUGCUUAUUUCCAUUACUAUACCAGCCACUUUGACCAGCCAUACUUGAGAGAGUCAUUUGCGCAAAUCCCCUACAUCUGCCAGAUUGAUGAUCACGAUAUCUUCGAUGGCUUCGGCUCAUAUCCUGAGCAUAUGCAGUUCUCCAAUAUGUUCAAGAAUAUCGGCCGGAUAGGUAUUGAGAUGUAUCUUCUCUUCCAACACCACACCACUCUGGACAUUCUCCGCAAUGUCAAUAAUGACACAGAUCUCUUUACCAUCACCGGAACUGGCUGGCAUUUCGUCAAGUACCUUGGUCCCGGCGUGGUGGUUGUUGGCCCUGACUGUCGCUCUGAACGUAACCCCCAUCAAGUCAUGGCCGGUCCCACAUACCAGGGUAUAUUCCCAAAGGUUGCAAUGCUACCGCCCAGUGUUCAGCACUGUCUAUGGAUGGUAUCUGUGCCUCUCAUCUACCCUCGACUGGAGACGGCAGAGCACAUCGCAAACACCGUUGCCACGGGCAAAAGAGCCGUGACUGGGGCUUAUAAUGUUCUAGGCAAAGUAACUAGCUCAGUUGCCGGUGUUGUUGGAGCAAAGGAGUUUGUAGGCUCCGGCUUCGACUCUGUUAAGCGUGCUGUGGGAAAGUCCGGACUGAUGGGUAGCAUUUUGAGUCCAUUUGGAGAGUUUGACCUAAUGGACGAGCUGCGCGAUCAAUGGACGCAUGAAUCAAAGGACCUUGAACGGACCUACCUUAUUCGCACACUGCAAGGCAUCGCUCACCAGAAGUCUCUCCGGAUGACUUUUCUUUCAGGCGCCGUCGGCGUCUGCGGUGCUGGUCUUGUCCACGACCCUGCUCAACCCUCCGAUCACAAGACCAUGUACCAGCUCAUUGCCUCUCCUGUCGUCAACACCCCGCCACCGUCCUAUGUCCUUAAACUUCUCCAUAGCAGUAGCAAACCCCUCUAUGUCCCUGCCAACGGUCACCGUUCCUCGUCGCAGCCUACUGACACUAAAGAAGAUAUGAUGGAGAUCUUCCAGACUGAUGUUACCGGCCAGGCCCGUGAACAUCGGAAACUGAUGGCUCGGAGAAACUAUGUCGCUAUCGUCGCUUAUGACCCUGAAAUUGUCUCUGCCAAUCCCUACGGUCAACCGGCUCAGGGGAGCAAGCUUAGCUUGGCUGCUGAUUUCAUGGUGCAGGGCGAAGGUGCAUAUGCAACUGUGGUCAAAUAUGGUCCUGUCGUUGUGCCAAGUCUUGAGCCUGGACAUUGA
Molecule: messenger RNA, 3594 nt
Organism: Penicillium taxi
Lineage: Eukaryota; Fungi; Ascomycota; Eurotiomycetes; Eurotiales; Aspergillaceae
Product: WW domain protein
Exons: 3
Coding region: 1-3594 (1197 amino acids)
Cellular component (GO): membrane
Molecular function (GO): protein binding
Source: RefSeq, a predicted model, not a curated record